Molecule: messenger RNA, 2339 nt
Organism: Musca domestica (house fly)
Lineage: Eukaryota; Metazoa; Arthropoda; Insecta; Diptera; Muscidae
Product: organic cation transporter protein
Exons: 4
Coding region: 247-2031 (594 amino acids)
Biological process (GO): transmembrane transport
Cellular component (GO): membrane
Molecular function (GO): transmembrane transporter activity
Source: RefSeq, a predicted model, not a curated record
UUUCCAUUGAUCCGCUACAAGUGAAUCAAGUUUAAAGUGCUGCUAAACUUCUCAAUCGAUGUGCUAAUUGCUCAGACAUAAACCAAACAAAGUUUAAAUCGAUCGGUUAACACGCCGAGUAACGCACAAGAGCUUCACAGCUCUGACACUGGCAGUAGUUGUAGCGGUACCGGCACCGAACGAUAAACGAUCCGAGACUCUAAUUAAGUUCAUCAAUCGAUUGCGAAGAAAGAGGCUGCAUGGAAAAUGGGUGAACGUGAGCGGAAAAUAUCAACAUAUCAGAAUCCGAAUUUUAUGGGCGAUGAUGGUGACAUUGAGGAGUGGGGUACUGUGGAUGGUUAUCGAGAUAUAGAACUGUAUCCUACCUGCAAUGGCAAGGGGCUGGAGGAGAAGGCCUCGAUGGAUUUCAAUGACAUGCUGCCGUUGAUUGGAGAAUUCGGUCGUUACCAGAAAUUUUUGUUUAUUCUAAUGAUUCCGUUUGCCUACUAUCUGGCCUUUGUUUAUUUCACACAAAUCUUUUUGACUCUAAUGCCGGAGGAGCAUUGGUGUACCGUGCCGGAAUUGGGGAAUUUAACGCGGGAGGAGAGUCUCAAACUCUCCAUACCCCUUGUGGAGGGUAAAUACAGCAAAUGUUUACGUUACGAUGUGAACUUUACCGAACAGUUGUUAUUGGGUGUCACCGAGGCCAAUAGCUCCUGGCCCGUAACCACCUGUUCGCAUGGCUGGACUUAUGAUUUCAAUGAAAUCCCCUACACAACCAUUGCCACGGAACAAAAUUGGGUCUGUGACAAUGCCGUCUUGGCCACCUAUGCCCAAUCGAUAUUCUUUGUGGGCGCAAUUUGUGGUGGCCUCCUAUUCGGCUGGGUGGCCGACAAAUUUGGCCGUGUCCCCUCAAUGAUUGCUUGCAAUUUGGUCGGCUGUGCCGCCGGUGUAACCACAGCAUUUGUCAACACAUUUUGGUUAUUUGCCCUGAUGCGAUUUCUGGUCGGAUUUGCAUUCGAUAAUUGUUUCGUCAUGAUGUUUAUUUUGGCUCUGGAAUAUGUGGGUCCCAAAUAUCGUACCUUUGUGGCGAAUAUGCCCAUUGCAAUAUAUUUUACCUCGGCCACUUGUAUACUGCCCUGGAUUGCCUACUACAUUGCGAAUUGGAAAUACUUGGCCAUUGCCACAUCGGCUCCAUUGAUAUUGGUGGUGUUUGCACCAUGGCUGGUACCGGAAUCGGCAAGGUGGCUAGUGUCGCAGGGAAAAAUCGAUAAAUCCAUUGAAAUCUUAAAAACUUUGGCGCGCCGCAAUCGUUCGCAAGUAAGCGAUGAAACCUUUGAGGAAUUUCGUCUGAGCUGCCAGAAACUGCAGCAGGAGGAGCAGCAGAACACCUCCUACUCGAUUAUGGACAUGUUUAGGACACCACGCUUGAGGCGUACCACAAUUCUCUUGGUCAUUGUGUGGAUGUGUAUAUCUCUGGUAUUUGAUGGACAUGUGCGCAGUGUGGGUUCUUUGCCGUUGAAUAUCUUUCUCACUUUCACCCUGGCCUGUUUGACUGAAUGUCCGGCGGGAGUAAUUUUACUCUGGACAAUGGAUCGUUUGGGACGCCGUUGGAAUGCUUGUGGCAGUAUGGUUUUAAGUGGACUCUUUAGUUUGCUGGCCGCUAUGGCUCCAUCGGGAGUUUACACUGUGGCAUUUGCCAUUGCGGGGAGAUUCUUUGUGAAUAUAUCCUACAAUGUGGGUUCCCAAUACGCAGCCGAGGUGUUGCCCACCGUGGUGAGGGCCCAGGGAGUGGCCUUUAUACACAUUAUGGGUUAUGUCUCGACUAUUUUGGCUCCAUUUGUGGUAUAUUUAAGUAACAUUGCCACCGUUUUGCCUUUGAUCAUUCUCGGGUGCCUUGGAAUCGUGGGUGGCCUGCUGUGUCUCCUUCUGCCCGAAACUGUGGAUCGUGUACUACCUCAAACCCUUCAGGAUGGUGAAGAGUUUGGCAAAAAUCAAAGAAUGUGGGAAAUGCCAUGUUUGGAUAAAAAGCCCAAAGAGGAUUGUGACUAGUGGUAUGGUUGUGUAAUCGUGUUCAGACUAUAUUAGUCCAGAAAAUGCUAAUCAUCCAUGAGAAUGCUAGUCUAUUAGUUUAGCACUAAUUAAUUCUUACAUACAUAUCAGUAUUUUAUUGUUUAGUCUUUUUUUCAAUUUGCAACAAUGUCUGUCGGUCCGUCCGACAGUCAUGUGUUAUUGCUCCGAAAUUAGCUGCCAAGUAUAAACUUUUUUUUGUUGUUGUCUCUAAAAGAAAAAUAAAAGCGCCAGUCAUUAUAGAUCUGUGUUGGGCAAGUGUGCGGCUUCUUUUUUAUUUUGUUAUUAAU